Messenger RNA from Lodderomyces margitis, 852 nucleotides. RefSeq lists its product as uncharacterized. Lineage: Eukaryota; Fungi; Ascomycota; Pichiomycetes; Serinales; Debaryomycetaceae. The coding region runs from base 1 to 852 and encodes 283 amino acids. The transcript has a single exon. Gene Ontology annotation, cellular component: Dsc E3 ubiquitin ligase complex; endoplasmic reticulum. The record is from RefSeq and is a predicted model, not a curated record. Gene Ontology annotation, biological process: protein processing.
AUGAGACUUGUGCUAGUUAUACGAUUUACCAAUGCCCUCUCGGCCACUGAACAAAUUCCUGAUUUGUCGAUACCGAUUAGCAUAAACUUGGACAAAGAUGAUGUCAACAAGUUGAUAAAUACAACGUGGUUGAAGGCGUCGAUCAGAAGCAAGUUGCCACAGUGUUCAACUAAACGUUUAAAGUUGAUUUACAAUGGCCGAGUAUUGAAUGAAAAGACUGACUUUUCGAAGGAGGUAUUGAAACCACGAUUGGCAAAUUUAACAGAUAAUGAUUCGGUAUACAUUCAUUGCGUUGUUAGUGAAGAGUUGACAAGAAAACAGCUUGAGGAAGAGAAUAAGCUAGACAAUAAACCCCCAGAAGUCACAACCACGCCCAAUGUAAUUGGGUUUGAUCGUUUAUUGCAACAAGGUUUUUCAAGAGAAGACGUUAAUGAUUUGAGGCGGCAAUUUUACCAGAUUUAUGGACAGGGCACUGUUGGAACUAGCAGUGAGAUAGCAGACGUGGAGGAAGAUGAAUCAAGGCAACAGAAUUUACGGCAAUUGGAAGAAAGGUGGAUUGAAUCGACAUCAAACAAUGACGCCACUGAUCAAACGGGUCUAACCAAUAAUACCACAGCUUCGGCACCAGAAACAGCAGAACAAAUACCGCCACAAACACCGUUGGACGCUGAUGAAACAAAGGUCAAUGAGGACUUGCUACUUGGAUUCUGUCUCGGUGUUUUCCUUGGUGUUAUAUCGGUAGUGUUUCUUUUAGUAGACGACACAAUUUUCAACAAACGGCAGAAAAUGGCAAUUAUAGCUGGUCUAGCCAUCAAUUUUUCAUUGGCGUUAGUAAGAGGAUUGUGGUUAUAG